Messenger RNA from Pygocentrus nattereri (red-bellied piranha), 2558 nucleotides. It is a transcript of the gene gpr143, whose product is annotated as G protein-coupled receptor 143. Bases 831 to 2081 code for a protein of 416 amino acids. The record is from RefSeq and is a predicted model, not a curated record. NCBI's taxonomy places the organism in Eukaryota, Metazoa, Chordata, Actinopteri, Characiformes, Serrasalmidae. Gene Ontology annotation, molecular function: L-DOPA receptor activity; L-tyrosine binding; dopamine binding. Gene Ontology annotation, biological process: cell surface receptor signaling pathway; regulation of calcium-mediated signaling; melanosome organization. The transcript is spliced from 10 exons. Gene Ontology annotation, cellular component: melanosome membrane; plasma membrane.
GAGCGUUUCACACCAGAGCAUUUUGAAACCUUAGCAAUGAGUGAUUUUAUAUCUUAAGCGUUUAAUUAUGCAGCAAAUGUGAGGAUUUAGUGGAAUUCCCCAUUAAAGCAUCACUGGUUUCCAUAGCUCUAAAGCGUAUUAUGCUGUGGUUAUCUUAGUGCUGGUGUUCUGUUCAGGUGGGGUGUUCAGUUUAUUCAGGGGGGACUCUAAUGGUGAGUAUGAUCUGUUUUGCUCAACAGAAAAGUCCUCCGACUUCAGUCUUGUCUCUUAUGGCUUGUCUCUUAUAUCCCUUGGCUCUGUUUUGAAUCUAUUUGAAGUCUGUAUUUAUUUACUGCACUGUAUUGUCUGCACUGUGUGUUGCAUUGUUCUGUGUUUGUGCUCCUGGGCUGGUCCCAGAGGAAUGUUGUUUUGCUUCACUGUGAGCUUGUAUAGAUCUGGAAUAACAAGGCCUGACUUGACUUGACUCGACUUGUGCAGCAAUAAGACACAUCAGUGUUUCUGAACUGCACUGCAGGAGCAAGUCUGAUAUGUACAAACAACACAAAGACGAGGAGAACCGAUUCCUAAACCUCUGUCUCAAUACCAGCUUGGACGGAUUACUGACUGAGCCAGCGGGCUAGUGACCAGGGGCCUCAGUCCGGGGGGGCCAACAGUCCACUGAAGACCCAAAAAUUAGAUGAACAAACAGCUCUUGAAUACAUGAUGGCUACAAAAUGAAAUACCCUCCUGUCACAACAUUUAAACGACUCAUCCUACAUUCCUCUUGCAUUUUAUGUUUUCGGCUGAGGUUCACUUAUAAAGUUGUUUGAUGCGCCAAAAGAAAAAAAAGCAUGGCCUCACCACGUCUGGAGACGUUCUGCUGCCCCAACCGAGACGCCGCCACCGACUUCAUCGUGAACUUCCAGCCCGUCUUCUUCGGCGCCAUCUGCAUCGGCAGCGCCAGCGUCAGCCUCCUCUUCUCCAUCCUGCAGAUCCUGCCCAAGCGGAGGGGCUACAGACGGCUCGGCCAGUACCCGCUCCCCAAACCGGCCUCGUCGUCCAGGAUCCUCUUCAUCAUCAGCAUCUGCGACAUCUUGGGAUGUGUAGGAAUCAUCGUUAGAUCGUCCGUCUGGCUCGGCCUGCCCAGCCUUGUAGGGGACAUCUCCACAGCCAACACCAGCGAGGUCUGGCCAGAGGUCUUCUGUGUGGGCAGUGCUAUGUGGAUCCAGUUGUUCUUCAGCGCCUCCUUCUGGUGGAUGUUCUGCUAUGCAGUGGACGUCUUCUUAGUGGUCAAGCGAUCUGCGGGGAUCAGCACCAUCGUGCUGUAUCACAUGAUCACCUGGGGGCUGGCUGUGCUGCUCUGUGUGGAAGGCGUGGCUAUGCUCUACUACCCCUCCAUCUCCAGCUGUGAAAACGGCCUUCAGCACGCAAUCCCACACUAUGUCACCACCUACACGCCUUUGCUGCUGGUUCUCCUGGUUAACCCCAUCCUGUUCACUCGCACUGUAUCUGCAGUUACAUCACUCUUGAAGGGCCGGCAGGGGAUCUACACUGAGAACGAACGGCGCCUCGGAACCGAGAUCAAAAUACGCUUCUUCAAGAUCCUCCUGGUGUUCUUCAUUUGCUGGCUGCCCAACCUCAUCAAUGAGAGCCUGCUCUUUUAUCUGGAGAUGCAAACAGACAUUAAAGCCAGCGAGCUGAAGAACAUACGCAACGUAGCUCUCAUCACCUGGUUCAUCAUGGGCAUCCUGAACCCCAUGCAGGCUUUCCUCAACACGCUGGCCUUCCACGGCUGGACGGGGCUGGACGUGGAUCUGAGCCUGCAGCCGCGGCGGGAGCUGGCCUGGGACUCGGCCUCCACCUCGCUGGUGACGGCCGGAGGCUACAACACCAUGGUGGCCUCCACGUUGCUGUACCAGAGCCACGUUCAGGAGGGCAAGAAGCUGACGGGAAACGGACACCACCAGCCGUCCGAUGCCGUCAGCGUCUUGUCUGAAGGUUCAGAGUCUAGUACAAUUGAGAUCCACAUAUCGAGUGAGCUGCGAGACUGUGAGGAGGUAGACGCAGAAGGAGAGUCACUGGAGGACUCAGCGAGGCACUAAAGGGCUAAAAACCCAACGCUACCCAACCGCCAGCCUCUCCUCUCUUCAGUCCAACAGACCUUCACUAUAUAUCCAGGCUUAGUUCGGUUGCAGCAGCUUCAACAAGAAGGAUGUCAGUUUCACAGUGUUUUCAUUUGUGUUUUACUACAUGAGGUGUAUAUAAUACCACGCUGCGGAUUUAAGUGCAGUCGGGAAGCCCUUUAAACAUCUUCAGAGACAGCUCAUUGAGUAAAAUCGUUCAUGUAAAUUUGAUACGAGACGUUUCAGUUUAGGUUUUGUGACUUUCAGGGGUUUCAGGUUAAAGCUGGGCUGGAAGACGCAGGUCUAAACACGUAGAUCAUUCAGUGUUAGGAGAUAUGAGAACGUAGAGAAGAUGUUGGUAGAACUCUUCACCAAAGAGUGUCAUUUACAAAGACUGUAAAGAUAUAUGUCACUUAUUUUUUACAUUUAUAUUGUCAUUAAAGAGCACAUUUUGAA